ACCGCAAUGGUCGCCAUCUACACAUCGUUGAGUCUGCCACUGCUUUUGCUGGCCGCCCAAGUCGACGCGGAUAGCGUCACGUGCACGCGGGACCCGUCGUGGCGCAGUACGUUCAAGAACUGGUGCAUGUGCCAGCCAUGCAACCUCUGCGAGUACAAGCUCUUCCGCGGCUGCCGACCGCUGCCCCAAAACCCCACCACGCUCUCGGACGGCUCGGACAUACCGCUCAAGCAGCCGCUGCUAUCGUCGAAAGACUGGUUCCUCUCGGAGGACGACAUCACAAAGAGCCGCGGUGGCGAGCGUCGGGACCGCCUCGCCGUCUCGACGUCGGGCAACCGCGUCAACAUCUUUGCCGACACGAGCGCCGCGUUUGCGUCGAUGCACAAGGACAUUAGCAUGGCGAACAAGGCCUACUUUUCGGGCUGGACACUGCACGAUAUUCCGUACCUUCCGCAGAUCGACCCGUCCGUGACGUUCAAAAAGACGUGGGCCAAGGCCAUUGCCACCAACAACCUCCACGCGCACGGCCUCGUGUGGGAAAACCUCGUCGAGCUCGGCAAGGUCACCGAUAUGUUUUCGUGGAUGAACACGCUCAACAGCAGCAACUGCCAGAAUGUCCAGCUCAUGACCGACGACCGCAUCAACAAGCCGACGGGGUCGCACCACCAAAAGAGCCUCAUUCUCACGCGCAACCGCGACAUAGUGAGCUACGUUGGCGGCCUCGACCAGUCGCUCGACCGGUGGGACACCAAGUACCACAACGAGACCGCGCUCCGGAAGCGCACCGGCAUCAACGGCGCCAACGACGGCUGGGUCGAUGUCCAUGCGCGUCUGCACGGGCCUGCGACGAAAGACGUGCUCCACAACUUUUUGGACCGGUGGAACGACCCCGUGUACCCGGGCAAACCGUACGGCUGGCCGCUCGUCAAGUCGCCCGUCAAGAUCAGUGAUGCGUGGAACGUACCGAAGAAGGCGUUGCCGCCAACCGACAUCUUGUCGCAAGUCCAGGUCGAUGCUUCCGCCGGCACGCACGACGUCCAGAUUCUCCGCACGUACAGCUGCAA
Saprolegnia diclina VS20 is the source of this 1064-nucleotide messenger RNA. RefSeq lists its product as hypothetical. Gene Ontology annotation, cellular component: plasma membrane. The transcript has a single exon. Lineage: Eukaryota; Oomycota; Saprolegniomycetes; Saprolegniales; Saprolegniaceae. Gene Ontology annotation, biological process: phospholipid catabolic process. The annotation marks the transcript as partial. Gene Ontology annotation, molecular function: D-type glycerophospholipase activity. The record is from RefSeq and is a predicted model, not a curated record.